UUCCCUGAUGGAUUUACAUUCUUCUUUUCUUACAGCUCUGUUUUCUGCAUUUCUUGGGAUUAUAGGAACCUUUUGUGUUUAAAAUUCUUGUCUUGUUUUCUCCAGGUUGCUUUAAAUAGAAGGGGAAAAUAAACUGAGGAGCCACCAAAGCUUAUCUCACUCCUCGGAAUUGAUGCUCUGACCGUUUUUACCAUCUGUGCCCCUCUGAAAAUCUCCAGCUUUUAUCUUCACCAUCCACCUUUUGCAAUAGAGGAAAGCCCCCAAAGCUCUUUCUGCCCUUUUAAAAGAAUCCACCUCUGCAGCCAGACACCAAGCUUUAUUUCUGUGCCAAAGACAUGAAGCAUCGUCUGGGCUUCUUGCUGCAGAAGUCAGACUCCUGUGACUACGGCUUUUCCCAGGGCAAGAAGGAGAAAAUAUCUUCAAGCCAGAGGGUUAGCCAAGAGGAAGUCAGAAAGUGGGCGGACUCUUUGGAAAACUUGAUCCAUCAUGACAGAGGACUGGCUGCUUUCCGUGCCUUUCUCAAAUCUGAGUACAGUGAGGAAAACAUCGAGUUCUGGGUCAGUUGUGAGGACUACAAGAAAACCAAGUCACCGGCCAAGCUCAGCUCCAAGGCCAGAAAGAUCUAUGACGAGUUCAUCUCAGUGCAGGCAACAAAAGAGGUGAACCUGGAUUCAUGCACGCGGGAGAAGACAAGCCACAAUAUGCUGGAGCCUACACUGUCCUGCUUUGAUGAGGCUCAAAGGAAAAUAUUUACCCUCAUGGAAAAGGAUUCGUACCGCCGUUUCCUCAAGUCCCCCUACUACCUGGACUUGGUCAGCCCACCCGCUGCUGGCUGUGGGCCCGAAAACUGCAAAAGAAGCCACACUCACACCUUAGACUGCAACUCUAACAUCAUCUCCCAGUGUGCCUGAACCUGCAGCAAGGCAGGAGCAGGCAGGGCUCUUGCAAGAAUAUAUGGCAGCAAAAGCAUUCAUUGGCAUGAAGCAACAGAGCUGUCUCCAAUAGCUGUCUAAUGUCCCAAUUGUAUCCCAUGUCAUGCAACAGCCAGCAUUUGUAACCCAAGCCAGGUUCAGUCUCUGUAGCAAACCCUCCUCUGACUCCGUUGGUGUAGGAGCCCUGCAGUCUGUGUCUGACAGGAAAGCUGGGUGCAGUUCUUGCAUGUUUGCUGUGUUUCUGGCGAGCCCUGCAAGCCCAGGAGGGUGAUGGGGGAGUACAUGCUCAGUCAGACCCACCACUACCCACCAAGGGACCAGGCUGGCAGUCUCGCAGUGUGACACCUAGCAAAAGAGCAGG
Nestor notabilis (Kea) is the source of this 1293-nucleotide messenger RNA. It is a transcript of the gene RGS4, whose product is annotated as regulator of G-protein signaling 4. Bases 336 to 911 code for a protein of 191 amino acids. Lineage: Eukaryota; Metazoa; Chordata; Aves; Psittaciformes; Psittacidae. The transcript is spliced from 5 exons. The record is from RefSeq and is a predicted model, not a curated record.